Ilex paraguariensis (yerba mate) is the source of this 1593-nucleotide messenger RNA. NCBI's taxonomy places the organism in Eukaryota, Viridiplantae, Streptophyta, Magnoliopsida, Aquifoliales, Aquifoliaceae. The record is from the annotation of a GenBank genome assembly.
AUGACAGAUCUAUACAACGUUGAAGCUGCAGAAAAGCAUGCGAAUGAGGCACUGCUUCUACCGAUAUCAGAGGCAGUGCCUAUAUAUGAGCAACUUCUGGCCACCUUCCCCACAGCGGCAAAAUACUGGAAGCAAUAUGUUGAGGCACACAUGGCUGUAAACAAUGAUGAUGCGACAAAACAAAUAUUUAGCCGGUGCCUAUUAAAUUGUCUGCAAAUUCCUCUUUGGCGCUGCUACAUCCGUUUUAUCCGAAAAGUCAAUGAGAAAAAAGCGAUAGAGGGUCAGGAAGAGACCAAAAAAGCUUUUGAUUUCAUGCUCAGCUAUGUUGGAGCAGACAUUGCAUCAGGACCUGUUUGGAUGGAGUACAUUACCUUUUUAAAGGCCAUGCCGGCUCAAACCACACAAGAAGAAUCACAACGGAUGACUGCUGUGCGGAAAGCAUACCAAAGGGCUAUUGUUACUCCUACCCAUCAUGUUGAACAACUUUGGAAGGAGUAUGAAAAUUUUGAAAAUUCUGUCAGCCGAGCUCUGGCUAAAGGAUUGUUGUCUGAAUAUCAACCGAAAUAUAACAGUGCAAGAGCCGUCUACAGGGAGCAGAAGAAAUAUGUUGAUGAAAUUGAUUGGAAUAUGCUUGCUGUGCCAACAUCUGGUUCUUCCAAGGAGGAAAUGCAAUGGAUGGCGUGGAAAAAGUUUUUAGCCUUCGAAAAGGGUAAUCCUCAAAGGAUAGACAGUGCAUCUGCUAAUAAACGAAUUGCAUUCACAUAUGAGCAGUGCCUCAUGUAUUUAUAUCAUUAUCCUGAUAUAUGGUAUGACUACGCUACAUGGCAUGCAAAAAGUGGUUCAAUGGACUCUGCAAUCAAAGUAUUUCAUCGAGCUUUGAAGGCUCUUCCUGAUUCAGAAAUGCUAAGAUAUGCUUAUGCAGAGCUGGAGGAAUCUAGUGGAGCGAUUCAGGCAGCAAAGAAAGUAUAUGAAAACCUUCUGGGGGAUGGUGUCAAUGCAACAGCAUUAUCACAUAUACAAUAUAUUCGCUUUCUAAGGAGAACAGAAGGAGUUGAAGCAGCUCGUAAGUACUUUGUAGAUGCGCGCAAAUCUCCAAACUGCACUUAUCAUGUUUAUGUUGCUUAUGCCAUGAUGGCAUUUUGUCUUGACAAGGAUGCAAAGAUAGCACACAAUGUUUUUGAAGCAGGGUUGAAACGCUUUAUGCAUGAGCCUGGAUACAUACUUGAAUAUGCGGAUUUCUUGACUCGUUUAAAUGAUGAUAGAAAUAUCCGGGCUUUAUUUGAGCGAGCGUUGAGCUCACUUCCACCAGAGGAAUCUGUUGAGGUUUGGAAAAAAUUCACCCAAUUUGAGCAGACAUAUGGAGAUCUUGCCAGCAUGUUGAAGGUUGAACAACGAAGGAAAGAAGCUCUUUCUAGAGCAGGUGAUGAGGGAUCAGCCGCGUUAGAGAAUUCACUACAAGAUGUUGUGUCACGUUAUAGUUUUAUGGAUUUAUGGCCUUGCUCUUCUAGGGAUUUGGAUCAUUUGGCCCGGAAAGAGGUAUCUUCUGCUUUUCAAUCUGAAUGGUUUUAUAUACCUGAGUAUAUCUUUUCAUAG